Molecule: messenger RNA, 916 nt
Organism: Drosophila ficusphila
Lineage: Eukaryota; Metazoa; Arthropoda; Insecta; Diptera; Drosophilidae
Exons: 4
Coding region: 20-817 (265 amino acids)
Source: RefSeq, a predicted model, not a curated record
AAGCAAAUCAAUCAGCAGAAUGCAGCGGGCACAACUCACAUCGAAGGUCCUACUGGCAACGGCCAUCCUCUACGCUUGCUUGGCGCCCGCUGCCUGCGUUUACGAAACUGAAAUUCUGGCGUUCCUUGAUGCGUUCCGCAUGCGCAUGUGCCACCCCAUCCCGAACCUGGGUCUGCCUCCCCUGGAUCCCCUGCAGUUGGGUCCGGCCGAGACAGCUGUUAACAAUAAAUACCUAGUGGACUUCACCGGGUCCAUCGACAACUUUCAGUUGCACGGGCUUUCUGAUUUUGAUGUUCCUGUGCUCCGAUUAACUCCGGUGCCGGCUCUGAGGAGCAGCAUUAACAUCAGCUUGCCACUUACUCACUUUGAGUCCUUGUACACCGCCAAAGGAUCUCUGGCCUACAUCCUUAACCUUGCGGGAGAAGGCAAUGCCGAAACCUCCAUCGCCAACUUCUCGAUCCUCAUAACUUUCCGGUUGAGAUCUGUUUCACCUCUGGCCAUUUAUGACCUGCAGAUUAAUAUACAGCUGGGAAAUCUGUAUAUCAACUUCGACAACUUGCUGGAGGAGGAGCGUGUGAAUGAUUUUAUUCAUGCUUUGGUCAACGAAAUGGGAGUGGAGUUGCUGGGAGAUGUUUGGAACUAUGGACAGGGCACAGUGGUCUCCAAACUGCAAACGGCUGUCAACAAUUUCUUGGGAGGCUUUUCACUCCAGGACAUCCUGCAAAUCAUAAUUGGAGGCGGCGGCGGCGAAGAAAGCACACCCAUCUUUGAUGGCGUCGAACCUGACUGCAAACUUGAAGCUAGCAUAAGCAACUAAGACUGAUUCUUAUGAAUUCCUUUUAAACCUUUAUUUAAAAUUAGACUAAGAUUAUACAAUGACAAUUGGUAAGCACUCGAAAUGAUAAGAUUUAUGGUC